Bursaphelenchus okinawaensis is the source of this 2093-nucleotide messenger RNA. Lineage: Eukaryota; Metazoa; Nematoda; Chromadorea; Rhabditida; Aphelenchoididae. The record is from the annotation of a GenBank genome assembly.
AUGGACCCAAUAUUCGACUACUGGAGCGGUGUAGCCGCGUUUUCCCAAACCAUAGCGACAGUUGGUGGAGUUAUCAUGAACCUAUCCUUGUUUGUAUGCCUAAAGCUUGUACCAUUGGGCGAGUUGAAAGUGUUUGUACCACUGAUUAUCGUACAUUCAUCAAUCGACUUGACUCAUGUGUUUCUUAAUGCUAUUGGAGUAUUGGUAAGUAUAGUGUGUUUGGUAUGGCCUUGGGGAUGGAUUGGAAUUUAGAUGAAGGCUAGGUGAAAAAUAAGAUGCACGAUAGGGUAGGGUAGGUAUUCGUAGAGCACGGUGGGACUAUAAUAAGGUUAUCGGCCAUUUUUUCAGUCCAGUGCCCCAAAUCUUAUAAAUAAAACGAUAUAUUUUGAACCGUAUUAUUAUAGACGAGUUAAAGUUGUAAAUUUCCAAAUAUACAUGUAACCUCAAGAAGAGAAUGACUUGAUACACAUUUGUCGAAUGGCAUUUAAAGUAGAAAUAUAAUUGUAGUCGUUUAAUAACUUUUAUAAUAAAAUAGAGUAAAGAAACAUUGCCAAAUUAAAUGCUUUGCAGACAUUUAAUUAUACCUUCCUUACAAUUUAAAUUGUAGUUCUAGGUUACAAAUUAAAAAUUGAACCUAAAACAAAAAUUAAAGAAGUGUGUAUACUGUAAAUAUAUAAUAUAUAGCAGUCCAAUUUUAGAGAGCAGUCAUCCACGAUGGAAACCUAUACCUAAUUCUAACCGGCGCUCUUUCCGGAGCUUCUGAACCUUGGUUUUCAGUGUUGUUGAGUUCAUAUUUUUGGACAAUCAUCCUUGAGGCUAUGAUAUGCACUAUUAGCCUGUUUUAUCGCUUCUUGUUGGUUUCAAAGUGAGUUUUACAUUAUCAGGUCAACUAUAACAGGCCCACUAUAUUCAAAUGCCUUUUUCCGUAAACUUUCCGACCAAAAAACCUCUUUUUAGUCCCAAAAAUCGUAUGUUUUGGAAGCAAAUAAUUGAUCGCAUAUUUUCUUCCAGAGGUUUCAAACCUACUGUGUUUCUUGUCGGUGUUCUCACAUUUUUAUCAACCUUGUUAGCCAUGAUGCUUGGUCUAGUUUACUUCUUCGCCUUGGCCGACUAUGGCACAUCAGAUGUUGAGGGAGCAAAAGCAGGCGAACUAAUGCGACAACAUGCAUUUUGGAGAAAAAAGGUUUUCGACUAUGCGGUGGUUAAUACGGUAAGCUUUGUUUUAAUUGAUAUAGCUUCUGGUCUAAGCUUGAGGAAAUUGGUACGCGAGGUGGGAAAAAAAGUCGGCUUGAAAACUGAAUUUCAAAAAUAGCUUUUAACUUUAAAAAAACAUUGUUAACUUUAACAGUGAAAAAAAACCUUUUAAAAUUCUCAAUAUGUAAAUUUUCAGCACCACAGCCAAGUCAGAGUGUUCUUCACCGUUGUCAUUUUGAUUUGUGUAGUUUGUUACACAGCUAGCGGCCUUUUUGCCAUGAAAAUUCGACAAGAUAUAAUGAAGAAAAGAGCGGCCGGUAUGCAAAACACAGCCACUAUUAAAGUCAACCAUGCUGCUGAUAGGCUGCUUAGGGUCAAUGUAAGUACAACAUGUCAUGGUUUUUAAAAGGGUUCGGAAAAAUUCAAAAACAUAAAACUUUUAUUAUAAAUAAAAUGGAAAAUAUCAUAUUUUGCUUACUGUAAGAGAGUAUGAUCAUCUUUCAUUUUGGUGAUAAUGAAAGUUUACAUAUUUUUAAAUUUUAAAAAUUUCACUCAAAAAUUUUUCUAAACUAGAAUAACUUCCAUCCUUUCAGAUUUUUGUCCCGAUAAUAUUCUACUUAAUCCCAGUCCUAUUCCUCCUUUUUUAUGCCAUGUUCGACGUGAACCGGCCCAAUAUUGGUUAUAUCAUUUCAAUUCCUUAUUGUUGGAUGCCUGCAGCCAAAGCUUUGGGUAUUUUAUUGGUAAUGCCAUCAUGGCGACGAGCUGCUCGUCAAUGGUUGAAGGGUGAAAACGACCGGUCGAGACGAGGGUUGAACCCUCGUGGCCAGACCGUUCAUCCCAAAAUCUCGCAUAUCGAGGUUUCACAAACUUCUACAAAGGAUCCAAGUACAAGAUACUAG